Messenger RNA from Oreochromis aureus, 4681 nucleotides. RefSeq names its product proline rich transmembrane protein 4 (gene prrt4b). Lineage: Eukaryota; Metazoa; Chordata; Actinopteri; Cichliformes; Cichlidae. The coding region runs from base 159 to 3338 and encodes 1059 amino acids. The record is from RefSeq and is a predicted model, not a curated record. The transcript is spliced from 4 exons.
CGAUCUCGCCUGCAGCACUCACACUCGAACACCGCUGGCUGUGGAUCUUAUUUCAUACAUCUGCGGGCCAUAUUUGCUGGCAAGCCAGCCAGACCCAUCUCAGGGAGCAGGAGAAUGGAGAACAACAUGUGACGGAUCUGCGCACCACUGUCGAAAGCAUGCUUCGCCUCUACUGGACCUUGGCCUUCUUCUUUUGGUAUUUUUUGUUACUUCACAGAGAGGCUGCGGCUGACGAAGAGGCCCCCUGGGGAUCGACGGCAUCAAGUGAAAAGCCACCUGAAAAUAAAGUCAGCUCGUAUUGGUGGCUCCCUUCCCUUCCCAAACUGCCGUUCGAGUUCGAGAAUCCCUUUUAUAGGGGUUCACAUAGUAAAGAUAGUAAAGAAGAGGUAGCUGCAGUGACCACACCUGCCAAAGGGCUGACAGAAUCAAAUGAUCAAGUCCAAGAAGGCUCAGGAUCUGGAGACGAAAGCAUUUUUGAAGCAUCUCAGUCACCCACCACUUUGACUCAGGGGCUCCUAAACAGCGUGAGUAAGAUAAGAAGCGAAUCACCUCCCACAGGAACAUCAGAUUCUCCACACAGCAGCAUAGUUCUGAGCGACAAUGAUACUCUUGUUUCCGACUCCUACUCUCCCACAAGCGUCUCUAUCAGAAACACUCUGUUCACCAACAGUCCCACCAGCACUAACGCAACACAUACCCACCCACCAUGGGACACAACAUGGGUAGCUGAGCCCAGCAUGAAUGCCACCGCACAACACCUUCAAGAGAAACACAGUGUUCCUCUGGCGAAUGAAGAUUUUUCUGCAGAGAUCUCUUCAACAAUAGCACCAGAAACCACAGUUCCCACUGCCUUGACAUGGGCAGUAGCUCAAACCACAACAACAAACCCAGGACUCGUGGAGACCGCGCUGACCAUGGGACACAAUCUGGGGCCGGCUGCUCACACUGCUACCCCAGAAACAAUAUUUAGCAGAGAACCACAAGAUGCAUCUGUUAGCGUUACCCUCCAAGCUGGAGACUUCACUACAUCAGAAGUCCACACAACUCAAAGCAGAACUGAGGCCAGGUCGUGGGCCAUGGCAGAGGAGCCAGGGGUAAUGUCUAGUGCCCCGGGGAUCGAUCAUAAACCAGUUCUGGAAUCCACAACAAGCACAACUCAGAUCCAAAAGGUUAACUUACCAAUUGGAGAUCUUCCAGGCAAAGAGGAUAAGGAGGAUGAGAAAGGUGUGGUUCCGUCGACUGCAGACGAUGAUGUUGACAUAAGUUUGGCAGGCACGCCGUCCACUGAGCUGCGACAACAGACAGACCUUCCCUCUGAAACUCCACAUAUACUUCUGUAUACUGAAGACUGGAUGUCCACCUCAACCAACGUCGCUAAAGAAGGCUGUAAUCGCUCCACCACCACGUGGGAUUCCAUAACCUACUUGGACAUUAAGCCCACAGAAAACACCACUGCCAUCAACCAGUCAAGCAGCCCCUUUCUGAUCCCAGCUCCACCGAUGUUGGUGCCCUUGUACACAGACUGGAACAGCGCCAUGGCCACGUGGGGCCUGGCCUGGGAGGCCCACAUUUACGGCGCUGGUUGCGUCUUUGUGAUGCUGACGAUAGCUUCAGCACUGAAUCUGCUCUGCUUACCACUGCGAUGCCCAUCCGGUUGUGGCUACUUUGCUCUGGUUAGCCUGUUCCUAUUAGCUGCUGGUUGUACCAGGUCCUUCUCACUCCUGUAUGAUGCCUAUGGCCACGAGGACCGCCUACCCUCCACAGAGGCCUCACUGAUGCUCUACGAAGCACCGUUUCCCUGCCUCACUGCAGCUUUCGGUCUGGUUUUCCUUCUCCUUUCCAUGCGCUCACGGAUGCAGCUUUCCUACUCGGCCUUCCAGAGACCCUGUUUCCUGGCCUGCCUGGUUGUCCUGCAUUUUGCCGCUGCGUUUGGUCCAGUUACAUUUCUGAAGUUCUACCAGCAAAAGCCUCCUCUGUGCCUCUUUCUGUCACUCAUCUCCCGGGGAACCUUUGUGGCUCUGGCAACUUUUCUAUCAGCUGCCUAUUUUGUGUUCUAUAUCUACGUGCGGGCAGACUCAAAGCACAUCUAUCACCUGAAUAACACAUCUCCAACGCCUGCUGAGCGCUACAACCGCUGCCCUUUUGCUGAAAGCAGGGAGUGGGAUCGUGCUGCUGCAACGGUGUGUCUUUCAGCAUUGUUUUCAUUGGCGUGUGCAGGACUUCAGUUAUACGCAAUGCUCAAUGCAAUGGGUGUUGCGGGUGGAGCGGAGGUCUUCCAUCCUUGGCCGUGGUGGGCGUUCCAGUUUAGCUGCAGACUCUGUGAGCUCGGGGUUUGUCUCACCUUAGCCUUAGUGGUUGCACAGCCAGUUUAUUGUUCUGACCACCUUCCAGCUGCUGGAAGUUGUUGGACCGAACUGUUGGCAUCCAAGUCACCCAUCCUGCCUGGAAGCUACCAAUGGACCCUGAGUCAGCAAGAGAAGCUAGCUAUUGUUGACACUAUCGGACUGGGAGAGACUGAGAGUCUCCCGCUUUACACUCUGGUGGACGAAAGACUUGGCAGCAGUCUGAAUGGCCUGGACCUCCUCUACCACAGUAACCGGGCUUUGGCUUACCGAGACCUGGACAUGGAUUUACAGAGUUCAGAAAAACCUGAAGAUACAGGUGGCAGAGAGCCUUCAGGUGCAUCUUCAUUCACCAGUGACUCCACCGCAGACUUACGUCCACCUUCACCCAUCAACCUACGUCGCAGCAUAGAUGAGGCGCUCUUCAGUGAGGCCUUGUUUCCCAUGAGCCUCUUCAGCCCUGCUAGGCCUUUUCAGUGCAGUGACCAAUCAGUAAACAAGCACUGGACACUUCCCAGCAAUGGACUCUGUGAUCCUGUCUCUGCCGACGCUGGCCUUUAUCGGACCUCCUCCUGCGUGGAGAUAGCCUCUCAACCCCAGCCACCUGAAUCUGAGGGUAAUGGUGUUGAAGGUGCUCCACCAUCUCCCUCCCUGAGCUCUUCCUCCAGCUGUUCAUCACCUGAACGAUGGAGGGGAAGCUCUUCCUCCUCUUCGCUCUACCGAGCCUCUCUUGGAAGCUCGCUGGUCCUCUGCGCAAGCCCAGAGAGACAUGCACGACAGCUUCUCCAACAAGGCGGCACGGGUAACGUGGCAUCCACUGGCCACCAGGGCCAUGCAGACCUGCAGAGGCACUAUCACACAUUGGGAGCAGCCUCACAAGAGAGCCUGGACCUAGACACGUCGACAGAGGCAGACCGAUCUGUCCAGGAGGAAUUCAUCAGUGUUUGCAGACAAAUCGAUGCUUUGAGCAUCUGCAGUGAGACUAUUGAUUUAUGAAGUAGAGUCUGGUCAAAUGAGGGUUAUACUGAGGACUUUAGGGUGACUACUAUGUGCAGCAAGCUGACUGUCCAGGAGUUUUACAAAUUGAUAGUGCAUGGUUAGUGGUGUAUACACUAUGGAAGAGCUACAGCUGCCAAAAUAUAGUUUUUGAAAGGCUUUGUUAUGUGGUAAAAAGAUAAAAGGGUCUAAGUGCCAAGAAUGUCAAAAGCCAAAUGGUAAUUUGUAACUUUUACAUGUUUGAUAAAAGCAAGUGACAUUUGAUACAGUCGUGUAGUGAGUGGUAAUCUAACAAGAACUGAUUUGUACAAAUAAUUUUAUCGCAUUCCAACAUUCCAAUAGAUAGUACUGUGAGUGAAAAAAGCACUUAUUAAAUACUACUGAAGUCAGACUCUUUCCAGUUCUACAAAAUCAUCAAUUCUCAUGUCAAAUGAAUGGAAGUAUUUCAAGCUUAAAAAAAAAAAAACCCAAAACAACAAAAACAUACCACUAAGCUACGCAUUUGCAGUUAUAAUGCAGCAGUGCCCUCUACUGGUAUUAAGCACAAGCUAUUUAUCACAUGCUUCUAUAUAAACAAUCCAGACAGCAUAUUAAUGACCAGCUUACUAACUUAUUUAUGUUCAUCUAUAACUUUGUCAACAUAUUGUUUAAUAAAGAUUUGUUUUUAUAGUAAGUUCGCUUCUUUAUAUCUUGAAACAAAUGUGGUUCAUACAAAAAGACAACAGCCCAUACAUGGUUUUAUUCAUUUAUUCUUUUUACUUUGAUGAACAGCAAAAGCAACGUUCCUCUGUCGAGUGUUUUACUGUAAACAUGUUCUGACACAACAGUCCUCAAAUUCCCCUAAAAGAUUUACUAGAUACAAAGUCUUCUUAGUCCAUCUAAAAAAAUAAAAAAUAAAAUUGGAGUUUUCUUGCCAUUUAGAUUCCAAGUUGCAUAAGCAACUGCUGUGUUUUGGCAACGCUUGUGAGGCUGAAAAGGCAAAAAAUACUUCAAAUAACUGUAUUUGUGCCUUUUUAGAUGGACCAACAGGACUCUGUACUUGACAACUUAAGACGUUUUAAAAACCUGAAUUACAACUUUAGGUGGGGAAACUGAAAACAAGCAGCAGUCAUUUCCAACUACAGGUAUACAAGUCUCCAUAUAUUUUCCUGUACUUUUUGCAAUUCAGCCCAGCUGCAAGAUCAUGUUAGUCAAGUGAACCCUGCGCAGGGUGUAAUACAUUAGCCAGUUAGGAAAACAAUUCUUGCUUACACUCUGGGCCACAAACACAAAAACAUAAUUUUGUAUGAAAAUGUUAGAAAAUAAACCUACUCCUACAUAAGCUUAACGAUAAAAAAAAAAAA